Molecule: messenger RNA, 874 nt
Organism: Heteronotia binoei (common prickly gecko)
Lineage: Eukaryota; Metazoa; Chordata; Lepidosauria; Squamata; Gekkonidae
Gene: TMEM47
Product: transmembrane protein 47
Exons: 3
Coding region: 301-846 (181 amino acids)
Biological process (GO): cell-cell adhesion
Cellular component (GO): membrane; cell-cell junction
Source: RefSeq, a predicted model, not a curated record
CACCCUCUUUCCCCGGAGGAAGACCGGCGAGUGACGUGAGCGGCUCCGCGCUGCCCCUGUGCAACUCCCCCGCCCCUUCCCCAGACAGGAGGCGGGAAGAUGGGAGGAGUGAUGUGAGUCGAGCUGGGCUGUGCGAGCCGAGAAGUGGCGACCGGAGGGAGCUGCUGCGGCCGCCCGUGCACCUGAUCGGCUGCGCUGGAGGGACAGAAGCGGUCUGGGCUUCGCUCGCUCCAGCUGGACCUGCAGCCCCAGGGGCGCCGGAUUUCCAAAGGCGGCUCGUCGCUGCUGCCCCGCUUACCCAUGGCUUCGUCCGGCAGCGGCAUGGAGGAGGUGCGCGUUUCGGUGCUGACCCCACUUAAGCUAGUGGGGCUGGUCUGCAUCUUCCUGGCGCUGUGUCUGGAUCUGGGAGCCGUGCUGAGCCCGGCCUGGGUGACGGCCGACCACCAGUCUUACCUGUCCCUCUGGGAGACCUGCACCAAGUCCAGCAACUUGGACUCCUGGGACUGCACCUCUACCUUGAACAGCGAUUGGCAGAUCGCUACACUUGCUAUGCUGUUGGGUGGUGCUGCCAUAAUUCUUAUAGCUUUCUUGGUUGGAUUAAUUUCGAUCUGUGUGGGGUCACGGAGGCGUUUCUACAGACCAGUUGCUGUCAUGCUGUUUGCAGCAGUGGUUCUUCAGGUGUGCAGUCUUGUCCUUUAUCCAAUCAAGUUCAUUGAAACGGUCAACUUGAGAAUAUACCAUGAGUUCAACUGGGGCUACGGCCUAGCUUGGGGUGCAACUAUAUUUUCAUUUGGGGGUGCCAUACUUUAUUGUCUAAACCCUAAGAACUAUGAAGACUACUACUGAAAACAGCUGCUUAAAACAAAUAAGAAGA